ACCCUGGGCGGGGCCUAGAAUGUCACUUCCGGUUUUUGAGUCCGCGUGUGAACCGGCGAGCUCAUGGCUACUCUGGAGUCUCCUGGGAUGGAUGACCAGGCUGGAGACACGGAGACAGAGGCGCUACAGAGUGCAAGGUGGCUGUACUGUGGAGAGCCCGACGACAGGCAGAAAGCUGUGCUGGUCCAGUUCUCCAAUGGGAAGCUGCAGAAUCCGGGCGACAUGCGCUUCACCUUGUACAACAGCACCGACUUAGUAAACCCCAGGCAGAGGAGUCACCGGAUCGUGGCAGCUGAAACAGAUAGGCUCUCCUAUGUCGGAAACAAUUUUGGGACCGGUGCCCUCAAAUGCAAUGCUCUUUGCAGACACUUUGUGGGAAUUCUGAAUAAGACCUCUGGCCAGAUGGAAGUCUAUGAUGCCGAACUGUUCAACAUGCAGCCGCUGUUUGCUGGAAUGGGAACUGAAGUCAUCAAACUUGGUGGCCAACACCUUUACCUGCUGGCCUUCUGCCAACCCUCCAAGAACCUGGCUGAGGCAGGUGACCUGCUGCUGAGCCGACACCGGCAAGGCCAUUGCAUUGCAGUCCUGCUGGAUGACGAUGCUAUUGAGCGAGAGCCUCCUCUGGAGAAUCAGAACAAGACUUUCAGGGACAAGUUGGAUUCUUGCAUUGAAGCCUUUGGAAGCACCAAGCAGAAGCGGUCCCUAAACUCCAGGCGGAUGAACAAAGUUGGCAGCGAGUCUCUGAAUCUCAGUGUGGCGAAAGCCGCGGAGAGUAUUAUUGAUACAAAGGGUGUGAAUGCGCUGGUCAGCGAUGCCAUGCAGGAUGACUUACAAGAUGGCGUCCUCUACCUUCCUCCCUGCUACGCUGACGCAGCCAAGCCGGAAGACGUGUAUAGAUUUGAAGACAUUCUGUCCCCGGCCGAGUAUGAUGCUCUUGAGAGCCCAUCCGAAGCCUUCAGAAAGGUCACAUCGGAAGACAUACUGAAGAUGAUUGAAGAGAACAGCCACUGCUCCUACGUCAUAGAAAUGCUGAAGUCUCUGCCCAUAGAUGAGGUCCACCGGAACCGGCAAGCCCGGAGCAUCUGGUUCCUAGACGCCCUCAUCAGAUUCCGAGCUCAGAAAGUGAUAAAGGGGAAAAGAGCCUUAGGGCCUGGAAUCCCGCACAUUAUCAACACCAAGCUGCUGAAACAGUUCACCUGCUUGACCUACAACAACGGCAGGUUACAGAACCUCAUUUCAAGUUCUAUGAGGGCCAAGAUCACUUCGUAUGCGAUUAUACUUGCCCUGCACAUAAAUAACUUCCAGGUUGACCUGACAGCGUUGCAGAAGGACUUGAAGCUGAGUGAGAAAAGGAUGAUUGAGAUAGCGAAAGCCAUGAGGCUGAAGAUCUCCAAACAAAAGGUGUCCCUGGCAGAUGGCAGGGAAGAGAGUCACAGACUGGGCACUCUGUCUGUCCCACUGCCUCCAGCCCAGAACUCUGAUCGACAGUCAAAGCGGAGGAAAAUGAACUAGAUGUUUUCCACAGCCACUUCUGUUCACUUCCAUUUUUAUUUUUUUGAAAAAGAAAGUAGACUGGACUUUGUGAUACAAACCUAUAACCCAAAGUACUCAGGAGACUGAGGCAGGAGGAUUGUGAAUUCUGAGCCUCUCUGGGACUCCAUCAUGCUCCACCACACCCCCGAGGCCUUACUUUAGGGUGGUUAUCAUGCCAGAAGCCAGCAUUCCAGCUGUGCGUCUCUUAUGCAGAAAUUAAAGUGAUGGCCCAGGUUUGACUUCAUCUCCCUCCUUUCAUGUUGCAGUGGUUAGAAGUGGUAGAUGUUUCUCCUUGGGAGUCAUGUGCAGGAUUGAGAAGGUCUUGUGGAAGUUAAAGCCAAAAGAUCUUAUCAGAGUGAACUUGGAGCCAAAAGUUUAUAAACAGGACCUGGAACCCAGGUAGUGGUGGCGCACGCCUUUAAUCCCAGUACUCAGGAGGCAGAAGCAGGUGAAUUUCUGAGUUCAAGGCCAGCCUGGGCUACAGAUCGAGUUCCAGGACAGCCAGGGUUACAGAGAAACCCUGUCUCGAAACAACAAAAGGGAGGUCCUUGAAGGCCUAGUAGGCAGAGGAGGAGGCUACAGCUCUGUUGGGUUGGCAGCACCAUCUAACUUACCAGCCUACUCUGAUACGGCAUGGCCAAGUCAGGAAGUGAUAACCACGGCUUUUCCUCCUUGUUUAGACCAUGCGGAGAGGCACGUUGGCCAAGUGAGUGGGGGCUGGGGAUGAGUGCAUGUGGCAAGCACGAACCGUCAGCUUGGCACCUCACUUGGCUUUGGAUUCAGGCCUCGACAGACCCACUGCUGGUAAUAAAGUUUCUGGAAUCUGGAAGGGGAACUGCAGAUAGAGGCUGGAGGUUUUAACAGUACCAAAUGAUCUGUGGCCAUGGUUCUGCAAGGGAGGUUAAGACAGAAGUUGACAAGAAGCCUCUCAUAGGUCCAAAUUGUGAAAGUGGAGACCUGGCGCCUACGAGUAGUCCCUUCUCCACUAGCGAGUUGUGGCAUGUACACACAUCAACAGGCUCAACAACAACAAAAACUGUCCUUUCAGGGUUGGAGAGAGCUCUUGAGGUUAAAGGUCCCACAAACACCAGCACCCACAUUCCCAACACUGGGAAGCUGAGGCAGGAAUGCCAUCCAGGCUUCCUGGCCGCCAGCCCGGCUAGAUUACAGGAGAAGCCUUGCCUCAAAGGAAAAUGGCAGGGAGCACUAGAAGAUGCCUGAUACUCUGGCCUCUCCACACACAGCCCACGCUACCGAGGAAAUAGCGCCACAUUGGAUGAUGAGAUACAUGAAACAGCCAGUGGCAACAGGCUGCAGUCUAAGCCGAAUGGUGGCACAUGCCUGCCAUCCCAGCAUUUGGUAGGAAGAGGAAGGAGAGACAAGUUCAAGGCUGGCCUCGGCUAAACAUGAUCACUUGAAAAAGCAGCAAGAAGCCCACGAGAUAAGUUAGCAAGAGGCAACUGUCCCUGAACGUCCCUUGUCCAGAAGGAGGAGUUUAAAAGGCAAGUUUACCUUAGCUUAGGGGUGGGCUGCUGUGGGUUCAACCAAACUAUUAAAAUCAAUUUAAGACUAAGAAUGCUGACGACAAUAUUUAAUACUAGGGCCAGGAGAUGGCUUAGUGUUCAGUAAAGGCCCUUGCCACCAAGCCUGACAACUUGAGUUCAGUCCCUGGAACCGACAUGGGAGAAGAGCCAACUUCUCCAAAGGUGGUCCUCUGCCCUCUGCAUGCACACACACAAAAUGAAUGUAAAAAGUCUAAAUACUAAAACAGGACUAACCCUCAGGUGAGUACAGCAAAAACUAAGAUGCUGAGCGAGUAACCCACGCCCAGGAAGGUGUGCUCUUGUAUCUUAAGACCCUUUGCUCAGCAGGUGACCCCAAUGAAGGAGUGUCACUGUUUGUCUUCAGAGAGGCCCCUGGGCAGGGCUAGAGGAACAGCCUCUGAGUGAGAUGGAGACCCUGAGAGGGAGCCCUUCAGCUCUGAAUUCUGAGCCAUAGCAGGAGCAAGCUGAUGAGAGUCUUGAGUUCUGCAGUCUCACAGUGGAAGUGGUGGUACCAGUGGGGAGGCCUACUGGUCACUGAACCUCCAGCAAAUGUGUGGACCAAAUUAUGACCCCAGAAGCACCUCCUUUAAAAUAUAGAACUUUAUUUUGGUUAC
This is a messenger RNA of Mus musculus (house mouse), 3691 nucleotides long. It is a transcript of the gene Polr1e, whose product is annotated as polymerase (RNA) I polypeptide E. The record is from RefSeq and is marked validated. Gene Ontology annotation, biological process: DNA-templated transcription; transcription initiation at RNA polymerase I promoter; transcription elongation by RNA polymerase I. Bases 64 to 1512 code for a protein of 482 amino acids. The transcript has 14 exons. Gene Ontology annotation, cellular component: RNA polymerase I complex; fibrillar center; nucleolus. NCBI's taxonomy places the organism in Eukaryota, Metazoa, Chordata, Mammalia, Rodentia, Muridae. Gene Ontology annotation, molecular function: DNA binding.